AUGGCUGCUUCUUCUUCUGAUCGUCUCACUGGCUUCCCUCUUCUCGAAACAGAAGAUUUGUUCCAGGGCUUGUCUCUAGGUUCAGAUGCAAGUGAAGUGUCUCGGAGCCGUAAUAAGGGUUCUCUUCAGCACCAGUAUGGUCAUGUGCCUUAUGGUUCACACACUGCUCCACCUUCUCAUGGAAGCCAAAGAAGGCCUAAUAUGAAUGUUGGCAAUCUGCUAAACGGUGGAGAUUCAUACCCGUGGGGUUACUUCUCACCAAACUAUCCUUCUGGUGGCUAUCAGGAUCCGAGGUUUGGUUAUGGCCACAACAGCAAUUCCAAUCCCUUCUCACAUCUCAUGAAUCCACAUGAAUCGCCGAGUAUUGACCAAUUUGGACACAGUGACCAUUUGUAUCCCAACCAUGGACUGUAUGGGCUUUACGGGAAUGUGAUUGACUCUGGUCAUGCUUAUGGAACGUUUGGUUAUGAUUCAUGGAAACUCGGGAGAGGAUGGUAUCCUGUUGAUGGUUAUAGGAAGACCAGAAGCUUCAACUACGGGCGAAGUUACAGUGAAGAGAAAGCUGAUAGGCUUAAUGAGCUUUGCCGAGGACCAAGGAGCACUGAUUCCAAAACUCCACAUGGUGCUGCUGCUGCUAACUCUACAAUGCUUGAGAAGAUGAAGCAAGACGUCCCAGUGGUGGAUCUCCAGCGCUACAACGGAGAGAACUUCCCUGAAACUUUGUAUUGA
This is a messenger RNA of Microthlaspi erraticum, 729 nucleotides long. The record is from the annotation of a GenBank genome assembly. NCBI's taxonomy places the organism in Eukaryota, Viridiplantae, Streptophyta, Magnoliopsida, Brassicales, Brassicaceae.